AUGGAGGGGGGGGUCGGGUUGGGCUCGGAGGAAGAAACAGAAGGCUCCUGGAUGCUGUUAUCCUGGCUGGCUUCCAGCCUCAUGGUUUUUGGGGGUUCCUUGCCCUAUGUGCCCCAGUACCAGGAGAUCCAGAGGAGCAGCAACACUGAAGGCUUUUCUACCAGAGUGUGUCUGGUCUUGCUCAUCGCCAAUAUCCUGAGAAUCUUCUUUUGGAUCGGAAAGCAGUUUGAACUGACUUUACUGCUCCAGAGUGUGGUGAUGAUCCUCACCAUGUUUGCAAUGCUUCAUCUCUGCUGCGGCAUCCAAAACAGCAACCGUGUGAGCACAAAGCAGCAUCGACUCUCAGACUUGGAUCUCCACUACUUCUGGAAGUGGAACGCGUUUGAGGACUACCUUCUCUUCUGUUUUGGCCUCGGCGUCCUAUGUGCCGUGCUCACCAUGCUGCUGCUGGACUCGGCCUUGUUCGUAGAGAUGCUGGGUUCUCUGGCCGUGCUGUUUGAGGCCAUGUUAGGCCUCCCUCAACUACUGCAGAAUUUCCACAACCGCUCUACCAAAGGCAUGAGUGUGAAGAUGGUGCUGCUGUGGAUGGCAGGAGACGUCUUCAAGACAUCCUACUUUGUGAUAAACCAAAGCCCAUCUCAGUUCUGGCUAUGUGGUUCUGUCCAGAUCUUCAUCGAUGUGGCCAUUCUCCUCCAGGUGGUCUCAUACAACCAGGACACACGUAUCAAACUCGGCUAA
Nerophis lumbriciformis (worm pipefish) is the source of this 738-nucleotide messenger RNA. The record is from RefSeq and is a predicted model, not a curated record. Lineage: Eukaryota; Metazoa; Chordata; Actinopteri; Syngnathiformes; Syngnathidae.